AUUUAAACUCGCACAUUAGGCUUCGGCUCAAGAGAAACCGAAACCUAUACUAACGCGGUGGCAUUUUGGCAAUUUUAUCGAAUUUAUAUGCCUCGGUUACGCUAGAAUCAGUGUCAAAAGGCUUUUCUGUCUCGGCUAAAAUCAAAACCGAUGCCUAAAACGUAAAAAUUCCCUCCAGAAUUGACCUUUUUUGCCCGAGAAAAUUUUGAACAUGAUCUACUUCCUCGGUUGGCGCAGAACCGAGGCGUAUAGGUGAACUUCUACUUCGCGUAUGCGGGGAACCGGUGCACUAUCUUCUGCAUAGCUCUGACAUGUCGAUUUUUUUUUGGGAAUAAGCAUCGGGUGCUAUGUUUAAUUGAGGCAUAUAAUGAUUUACUACCUCAGGAAAAGGUAGAAUCGAGGUAGUAUGCUUUCCAAACCCCAUACCUUUCCCAUUUCGUUCACUUUCUGUGCUCUUCUCCUCUCUGCCCCAAAAUGAAGCACUUCAUGCUCCCAAGAAACCCUCUCAGGGACGCAGAACUGGCUUCUGCGGCCACCACAACCGCCUCUUCUAGCUCCGCCAAAACCCGUCCCUCUCGCAAGCACAAACACUUCAAAGAGAAUGACCCUCCCUUCGAUCCCAAUCUCACCGUUCCUUCCCCCGCUAAGUUCAAGAGUCCCUUGCCUCUGAGACCCUCCACUUCCAACCCUCUCAAGCGAAAGCUUGCCAUGGAUGCCGAUGCCCUAACCGACAAUUCCCUCCCUGCAUCCUCCGAUUCCGUCAAGGUUAUUGUGAGGAUGAGGCCGCUCUGUCCCGAUAAGGACGAAGGAGAUCCCACUGUUCAAAAGGUUUCCAAUGAUUCAUUGUCCAUCAAUGGCCAUAACUUCACCUUUGAUUCCGUUGCUGACACUACGACUACUCAGUUGGAUAUUUUCGAACAUGUUGGUGCGCCACUGGUGGAGCAUUGCUUAGCUGGUUUCAAUAGUUCAGUUUUUGCUUAUGGACAGGAAGAUUGUGGUGUGAUGCAUCGACUGAGCAGAAAUAGCCGUUUUACUUAUGUUCAGAACAGAACAAGAUUUACAUCUUUGGAUACUGUGAGUAGUGAUUUAGUUGAAGAGAGUGCGGAAGGUACCUAAGGACCAGAAUCUUAAGGCUAAGGCUCCCCAAGCGAAGCGCCACAAACAUUCUUCAGAAAUGGGUCCUUCAAGGGAAUCCUGUUACGCUCUCUCAACUUCGAGAUAUUUCCAAAGAGCUUCGAAGAUCUCAACAUUACAAACACGCUUUGGAGGUCUGCUCCAACUAAAAGACCCUCUCAAAUCAAAGCAUCAAAGAACUCAUAUGACCCAUUGAUAAAAAAAAACCUAUAUUGCCUCGGUUCAACUCUAAACCGAGGCAUAAAACUUCCCUCUACUGUCUCGGUCCACUAACAACUGAGUUCACAAGUCUGACAGAAAAAAUAAUAAAAAAAGGAACACUACUGCCUCGGUUACAUUUGAACCGAGGCAAAGUCUUACAUUUUUUUUGUCUCGGUUCAGAACCGAGGCAAAAAGCCUAACACUUUUUACCUCGUCUGUAUAUACCUCGGUUGCAGAACCGGUGCAGAAUGGCGAAAAUAACCGAUGCCAUUUCCCUUUAUUGUACUAGUGUUUUAUCAAACAGUUGGUGUGCAAGGAAUUUAACAUCGUGUA
Molecule: messenger RNA, 1668 nt
Organism: Vigna radiata var. radiata (mung bean)
Lineage: Eukaryota; Viridiplantae; Streptophyta; Magnoliopsida; Fabales; Fabaceae
Product: kinesin-like protein KIN-12B
Exons: 6
Coding region: 475-1116 (213 amino acids)
Biological process (GO): microtubule-based movement
Molecular function (GO): ATP binding; microtubule motor activity; microtubule binding
Source: RefSeq, a predicted model, not a curated record